AGUCCUAGAGUUAUAAGAGCAUCUACUAGAGCACGUAAGGAUGCAAUUAAAGCUUUCAUAAAGAAGUACCCGAAUGCCAACCUAGAAAAGUUUGAGUUCGUGGUUAACAUAGAUCUUAACGGUGGAAUUACCGAUGUAGAGACUAAUUAUAAGGUAGAUGAUAGUACCUCUUAUGGUAUUACCUCAGAUGGAUUUAAAAGUAAUCCUGAAUUUGUAAAGUCACUUCAUUCCCUUAAGACACCGACUAAAUGGUCAUCAGUUUGGGCUUCAGGGGGUAAUGUACCUGACUACUCAAGUGUAAGAAAUGUUGAACAUGAAUGGCCGUUGGUUUGGGCUUCAGGAGGUAACUUACCUCCUUUUACAAACUUGAGGGAAGCUGAUCAUGUAUGGGGUCUUCACCAUUAUCCAGUUUUUCAGAAGGCUGUUAAUCUAGGAUCACCCCUGCAUAAUUUUAAGGUGUACGUUUCUGAUCAGGAUUACUUCCUUUCUAAAUUUAGUCCAAUAGAGCGGUGUGAGUGGUCAGGUAAGGCGGUGCUUUAUGAGAACAAUAAGGGCUUAGUUGAGCUUCCCAAGGGUGUUCCAACUGAUAUACGCAAUGUGAGCAUGGACUUCGAGAAUGAACCAUAUUUUGCUCAAAUAUGUUCCGCGUAUAUUGCAACUUUCCUAUGCGGCAUUUCUGUUAAAAAUCUAGAGUGGAAUGAUUCUACCCCAAAACAGAUUACCUCUAUAGCUAGAUACCAUCUUUACUAUACAAUGAGAAAGUUUAUGAAAAAUCCUGCGCUAAUGAAAAAGUAUGAUAUAAGUGGAAUGAAAGGGCACUUUCCAGUUAGAACUCAGGAUUUUAAUGGUGCCUCUUCAGGAGGUGGAACAUAUGUUAAAGUUGGAUGGGUAAACUACACUGACUCAGACUAUCUUCACUUUAUACCAUAUGAGUCAAGUGGAAUAACACAAGUUGGAGUGCAGUUGCUUAUGGAAAGUGUGGAAAGUUAUGUUUAUUCUGUGUUGGGAGCACAAGCUAGAACAAGGUGGAGUAUUGUUAGCGGUCAAUCAGGUAAGGCCCUUCAAUCACAAGAGGCUUUUAGAAAAAUUGUUGAAGAUACUAUAGUUCAAAGUAGUGUAAACACUACAAUUAGCAACAUGAGAAUAGCUAUAAGGGACACUAAUGUAAUAUUAAAUAUGGCAAUCAAUCCUAACAUAAUACUGGUUCCUUCUAAGCUAAUCAUUCUUGA
Paramuricea clavata is the source of this 1229-nucleotide messenger RNA. Lineage: Eukaryota; Metazoa; Cnidaria; Anthozoa; Malacalcyonacea; Plexauridae. The record is from the annotation of a GenBank genome assembly.